AUGCAUUGGGAAGAUAGGAGAUUCAGAGUUAGAAGACAAAUCAGCUUAUCAAAGAUUGAUGGAAGUUUGCUAUACUUAACUAUCACUAGGCCUGACAUAAGCUUUGCAGUACAAACUUUGAGUCAAUUUAUGCAAAAGCCCAAACAAUCACACAUGGAGGCAGAAUUGAGAGUGGUGAGAUACAUCAAGGGAGCACCAGGAAUGAGGUUAUUGAUAGAAUCAGGAGCCAUUGAUCAACUUAGUGCAUACUGUGAUUCAGAUUGGGCAUCAUGCCUCAACACAAGGAGGUCUAUGACAGGUUAUGUCGUGAAACUAGGCAAUUCCUUGAUUUCAUGGAAAUCAAAGAAAAAGCCUACAGUGAGCAGGACUUUAGCAGAAGCUGAAUACAGAGCAUGGCAGCUGCAACUGCAGAAAUCACAUGGUUGA
This is a messenger RNA of Nicotiana attenuata, 426 nucleotides long. RefSeq lists its product as uncharacterized. The record is from RefSeq and is a predicted model, not a curated record. The transcript has a single exon. NCBI's taxonomy places the organism in Eukaryota, Viridiplantae, Streptophyta, Magnoliopsida, Solanales, Solanaceae. The coding region runs from base 1 to 426 and encodes 141 amino acids.